CGUUACAAACAAUGCAAGACAAGAAAAUAUGCACGCCGAAUUGACUGCUUCAUAGUUAACGUGACUAUGAAUUCCCAUAAUCCAUAAUCUCUCUGUGGUAUGGGAAAAUCGAGAGGAAAAAUGGGAAGAAAGAAAGGAUGGUUUAAGAAGGGACAUCAGCCUGGUGCUCAUGAUGUUAAGAAAGAAGAAGAAGACAAUGAAAAUGGAGAUUCAGCGAAGAAGCCAAAGACUGAUUUAGAUAUGGAAGAAAGUGAUGUCUCUGACGAUACUGUAUAUAAAUUUGACUUUGAUUUGGAUGAGCUCAUUGGAUCAACUAUAACAGACCUAACAGACCCUGAUAAAGAUGAAGACACAAUAAAGUAUCGACAGACAUUAAAUAACUUCUCAACUCAACUCAAAACAGUCGAAUCCAAACAAAAGCAAGUGACAAAAAUUUUAGAUGAAUGUGAUGAAAAAAUUCAACAAUAUCGAGAAGAAUUGGAAGAUCUUGAUAAAGAAGAAGAACAGAAAGAAGCUGCUGCAGAAUUGGCUGCCAAAGAUGCUGCUGAGGCCAAUGCCAAGAAUGAAGAAACUGACAGUGAUGACGAUGUACAGUUUAUAUCAACAAGUUUUGAUCCAGAUGUGGCGGCUAAAAAUAAAACUAUUGUAGAACAAAGCACAAACUUGAUCCAGACAUUGAAUAACACUUCACCAAGUAAAGGGCCUAGAACCAUAAUCCUCAAAGUACCAGCUAGUCAAGCCAGUGCUUUCAGUGCAAACUCUAGUCCAGAGGUCGGAAAAUCUAAACUAGAAAAUCUACGGGCAGCUUUAGCAGCUACUAUCAACAAACAAGCACUCCAAGUUUUGACUCCUAUAACAAGCCUGGCGACACCGCAACAACCAGUGCAGCUGGCACCACCAGGGACCUCUGUACAACUAAAGGCUCCUGAGGUGUCCAAUGCAAGACAAGUUAUUUACGGAAGUUUAACACUAACACAGACAGCAUCAGCUUAUUUUCCUGCAGUAGAAGCUUUAGCUCGGGAUUCAAAGGUGUUUGGUAAAAAAAUUAAUGAAGUAUGGUACCGUGGAUCAAUUGAAACAAUUCAAAAUCGUCAGCAGCCUGUCAAUGAGAGAAAAUAUAUGAUCAAGUUUGAUGGGAAAGGAAGAAGGCCACUGUCUGCCAGGGAAAUAGCUUUCAGAGAUCAUAUUAACAUAACUGUAGCUGUGGGUACCAGAAUAGUAGCCUUGUACAGAGAUGAAGAGUCUACUGCGUCUUUCUAUGCUGGCAUCAUUGCUGAAACACCAAAUGGCAGGAAUCAGUUCAGAUACUUGGUAUUCUUUGAUGAUGGCUAUGCUCAAUAUUCUACUAAAGAAGAAAUUCACAAAGUCGUUGAUCAGAGUAUAAAUGUAUGGGAAGAUGUUCAUCAAGACUCUCAAGAAUUUAUCAAAGAAUAUCUUAAGCAGUAUCCUGAGCGUCCCAUGGUUAGACUGCACAAAGGACAACAAGUUAAAACAGAAUGGAAUGGGAAAUGGUGGACAGCAAAAGUUGUUGAAGUAGAUGCCAGCCUUGUUAAAAUGUUUUUCCUUGCUGACAAAAGAGAAGAACUUAUUUACAGAGGAUCAACCCGAUUGGAACCUCUAUACUCUGCACUGGCUAAUCAGGAACAAACUAAAAUGACAGGGAAAGUGAAGAGACAUAACUUAGACAGUUCUAAACAGAAAGCAGUGGUGGAGUACACCAGAGGGCAGUCUAAUGAUAAUACUAAUGAGGAAGCUCCUAUAAAACUUGAAAGAUCAACAAGUCAAGAAGGAACAAAGAAAAGAGCUGUUGCUAGGAAAAGCACUGCAGGAGGAUCUAGGUCAAUGUCCUCAUCAGAGGAUAGUUCAGGUCCCUGGCAGGCACCUUGGCUGAAAAAGGAACAGCCGCAGCAACAGCCUCAUCAUCAGCCUCAUCCACAGCCACAGAAAAAGAAACCAGAAAUUACCCAAAUAAAAACUGAAAAUGGCACUGCUGCUAAUUUACAGAAAUCUACAGACUUUAUAGCCAGUAGUAUAAGCAGUAACAAAGCUGGGAAGGAUAUGGCUAGUCUAUUACAAGAAAGAUUGUCCAAAACAGAUGACCCAUCUGAUAUUGAAGAAUGCAUGGGGGAGAGAGUUGAAUCCACAGUUAAUGUGCCUAUCCAGAAUAGACAGAAACAGCAAAUGGACCCACACAGCUGCUGUCAUAAGUGUUUGAAAGAUUUAGAAGAUGAUCCGGUGAAAUUCAGGGGAACUAACCCAUUACUCAUACCACUCUUGUGUGGCUGGGAAAGACAUGUAUGUAAAGUAAAGCCAGGUGGCAGACGCAUGGUGGCCUACAGAGCACCCUGUGGCAGACGGCUACGUAACAUGCAGGAAUUGGAUAAAUAUCUGGGGUUGACAGACUCUCAGAUGACAAUUGAUCUCUUUUGUUAUGAUCCUGUAUUACAUGUUCACACAGAAUUUGUUCCUGUAAAGACAUUUUGUGAUAUCAAAGAUCUCUCAUACGGGAAGGAAAGUGUUCCUAUCCAGUGUGUAAAUGGGAUAGAUAGACAGUAUCCUGACUAUGUAGAAUACUCAAAUGUCCGUAUCCCAGCCAAGGGAGUUAACCUCAAUCUCAAUCCAGAAUUUAUGGCAUGCUGUGAUUGUACAGACAAUUGUAGAGAUAAAUCUAAAUGUGCCUGUCAGCAACUAACUGUAGAUGCCACAGCUGUCAGUUCAUCUGGCAAACCUAAUCCUAACGCUGGUCUAGAGCACAGACGUCUUAAAGAACCUCUUAUAACCGGGGUGUUUGAGUGCAAUGCCAGCUGUUCCUGUGAUCAACGUUGUAUCAACAGAGUUGUACAGAACGGCCUCCAAGUCAGACUACAAGUGUUCAAAACAGAGAAAAAAGGCUGGGGUCUCCGUUGUUUGGAUGACUUGGCAAAAGGAAACUUUAUAUGUAUUUAUGCAGGUCAGCUGCUAACAGAACAAGGUGCUAAUGAGGAUGGACAGCAGUUUGGUGAUGAAUAUUUAGCUGAAUUAGAUUACAUAGAAGUGGUAGAGAGACAGAAAGAAGGUUAUGAAAGUGAUGUCGACAUGGAUGAAGGACUUGGUGAUGGGAGCGAUGAAGAGGAAGAAGUUGAUGAUAGUGAUGAUGAAGGGGCCAAUCUAUCCAAUAAUGACUCGGACAGCGAUUUUUCUGGUGAUGAUUAUAAGAAUACUGGACAAUCUGGCACAGUUUUAACGACAAGAAGGUCAUCAAGAAACAGAACUGACCCGACAGGGAAGCAGUUAGGAAAAAUAGUUCUACGGAGAGAUUCCUCUAGGUCAGGUGUAAAAGAUGAAGAAUGGAGUGUAAAAUCAACCCCAGUGAAACAGUCUUCGAGUGAAAGUCCAAUAAUGAUCGAUGAUGAUGAAGAUGAGUUAGACCAAGAUAAGAAAUCAUCUUCCCAGCCGGCUGCAAUGAAGCAGUCAGCAUCAGCCGAUUCUAUGGGUGACUCUGAUUCCCUGCCAGAUCUGGAUGCAGAACCAGUCGUUCAGGAAACAGAAAAGCAAAGAGAAAAAGAAAAGAAAGUUGGCACCAAAAAUAUUACUCAAGAAAGAUCCAGACGUUCUGCUCCUGCCCCAGAUGAACCUAAUUUGGAAGAUGUUUAUCCAGAGGAGGAAGGUGUUAAAAGAUUUGCAAGAAGGAGUACUACAGCAAACAAGACUUCUCGGUUUAAAAAUCUUCCUGAUCCGAGGAAGAAAUUAACAAAUGUCAGAAUGGAGGAUGUAACUAAAGAAGAAGAGGAAGAAGAAGAACAAGAAGAUAUGAUAUCAACUCGUUCUUAUUUUCAAGACGGACAAGAAUGUUACAUUAUGGAUGCUAAAUCAAUGGGUAACAUAGGAAGAUACCUUAAUCAUAGCUGCACACCAAAUGUAUUUGUACAGAAUAUAUUUGUUGACACACAUGAUCUCAGAUUCCCUUGGGUCACCUUCUGGGCUGGACAAUAUAUACGUGCAGGAACAGAAUUGACAUGGGACUAUAACUAUGAAGUUGGCAGUGUGCCAGGAAAAGUUCUUUACUGUUAUUGUGGUUCAUCUGACUGUCGUGGAAGACUGUUAUGAAAUUAUUUUGUAGUUACAGGGGACCAGUCCUUAAGUGUGAAGCUUUAUUCUUUAAGUUGGUGUGUUUUUUCAAAAUUUACAAGUAAUAACUUAUUCUUGUAAUUAGUAUAUUUUUAUAAAGUAAUAGUUAACUAAAUGAAUUAUAGGCUGUUUCUAAAAAAUAUAAUAAGAGAAUUAAAUUGGGAAGUGAAAAAUGCAUUUUUAAACCCUACUUUAGGAUGAGUGUUUAUCGUAGUGAACAAAAUAAAAUUAUAAUUAAAGUUUUAAGAUACAACUGUCUUCUUUAAUUUCAUGGAGUUAAGUACUUUUAGUUUGUUCUUGUCAAAUAAAAACUGACUAUUUCCAAUUCAUGCCAUAGUUUUCUUCUCUUUUUUUUCUCUUUCUGUUUAUUAAAUUCAAAAGCUAACCAAAAAAUCUAAAGGUUGUUUUUAUAGAAUGUUGAAAAAAUGUUCAUUUUGCAAUUGAAAUAAUUUAUUUGAGAAAGAAAUUUAGGAAUUUAUCUAGUAUGUAUUUUUUUUAAAUAAUUCUUGUCAUUUCUUGUUUAAAGUGCUAAAAUAACAUAUCUUCUUCUAAGUCAGUUUUAUGAUUGUAAUUAAUGUAAAAUGUUUUCAAAGAAUUGUGUUUUCAAUGUUAUCAUUAUAAAUGUGAAUGUAUGUGACUGUACUAGAAAACAUAGUGUUUUCUGGGGGGAAAAAUUGAGUGUAGUGAACUGUUUAAUCAACAGUAGAGUAAUAUGUUUUUAAGAAAAAUUAGGUGUAUUUAUAUGACUGUCAGGUGACUGUAAGGGGGAGGGUUAUGGUUUUUUGUUUGAUUUUUUUCAUGCUAAGUGAGAACAUUUUUUUUUUUAGUUUUUCAAUGUUAACAAUCAAAUUAUUUUUUUUAAUUUAUCGCUAUAAGGUAUGGGGAAAAUCUGAAUUCAGAAUAUUUUUGUUUGUUGUUUGCUUGACCACAUUAUUAUUUUUCAUCAAAUUGGAGAUCAGAAUAUUUUUUUUGGAAAAAAACCCACCCCCCUUGAAGUUUAAUGGUCGUUCCCUUAUAUAUUCCUGUUUUUUGUAACCUCGACAGAAACUAAAGGGUGGGGUGGUCAUCUGAUUUUUUCUUCCAAAAAAAAGACUUAAUUGUAAAAAUGCCUGGUAUAUUUGAAAUUUGAUGUUCAAUGCAUUUGUAAAUAAAUUUUGAAGAGGUCAUUUGGUUAUUUUCAUAGUGAAAAGAUAGUCAUUGGAUCAUAAUAGUACAGAGUAACAUGAUGCUCAUAGAACAUUUGUUUCUUAAUGAACGUUCAACCAUCUAAAAUCAGUCACAUGACAUGCAAGAUACAUGUGUUAAUGUAUUGAUCACUGAAGCAUUUAUCUUUUUUAAGCAUUUACAGCAAAAUGACUUGAGUGCUUAGGUAAAGGGAAUAUCUUUGGCUAGCUUGCUAAAUUGCUAACUGAACCAUGAAAUCAUAAGAUUAGAUGUAUUACCCUCCUUUCAGAUUAGCCUAGUCCUACAGACAGAUAGAUUGGUUAUCUGUCGGACUAGUCUACUCUUAAAGGAGGGUAGUAUACCUAGCCUAAUAAUGACUUCACAGUUCAGCUAGCAAGCAAGCUAACCAAAGAUAUUACCUUUACCUACACACUCAAGUCAUUUGGCUGUAUAUGUUUUAAAAUGAUCUGGUAUAGAUAUAUGUACAUGGUUCAUUUGUGUCUGUUUUUCAUUAAACAUUUAAAUAUUUAAAAUCAUGAAAGACAUAAUCAUUUCUAAACAUACAUGUGUUCAUUUUGUUGUUGAUUGUAUUAUAUGUUUAUGUAUAUCUGUGCAUAAGUCAAUUAAAUUUUUACAAACAG
Molecule: messenger RNA, 5912 nt
Organism: Mytilus californianus (California mussel)
Lineage: Eukaryota; Metazoa; Mollusca; Bivalvia; Mytilida; Mytilidae
Product: histone-lysine N-methyltransferase SETDB1-like
Exons: 33
Coding region: 100-4086 (1328 amino acids)
Biological process (GO): heterochromatin organization; negative regulation of gene expression
Cellular component (GO): nucleus
Molecular function (GO): histone H3K9 methyltransferase activity; zinc ion binding; DNA binding
Source: RefSeq, a predicted model, not a curated record